ACACAUAUUACUUUACAGAUAAGACAACAGGCAACGAUGUCGGUCUCAACGACAAUAUUUGUGUGAGAAAUUAGUACAAGAUAGAAGAGCAUAAUUUUGUUUGAUGUGGAUUGUGCCGUUGGUCGUACGUGCCUACACGCAUUUUUUUCUUUAUAAACGCCUACAAAACAUUGGCAUUAAUUUGCAUUUGAAUGCUAUGCGAUGAACAUCUUACGCCAUCUCAGCAGCCUUUUGUGUAUUCUAACCCUCCGUUCCUUUGAACUAACAGGAUUUCUGCUCACUCAUUCUGACGGACCCACGUGCUACAUAUGUCGGGACAUUGUCGCCCCAAACCAGUGCAACGUCACACGAUCAUGCGCGACAGAUCAGAUUUGUUCCAUCGCUGCUACAAUAGACGAUACGGGAGCUCGACUGUUCCAUGCAGGGUGCAUCGAAACAUAUACCUGUCAGGGACCGACUCUGGUGGGUCGAAAGCGGGACACUCUGCAAUGUAGCCAAUGUUGUAAUAGAAACCUGUGUAACAAUUUUGACUGUCUUCAUCCUACUCUUACACCUACAACACAAACCAUUGCAGACUGCAAUGACAAAUCUGACGUAUGUGCCACCAAUGACGCCCAUAAAGUGAUCUGUCCUAACCAGGCUCUAGCCAAUGAAUUUUGUCCUCACACAUGCGGGUUGUGUAGAGUUGACGGAAUCUGGUCUUCUUGGAGUCGCUGGUCAUCAUGCACGGCGUCGUGCGGGCCGGGACACACAAUGAGAGUCCGAUCAUGUGACCAGCCUAAACCAUCUAAUGGGGGCUCGAUGUGCGGUGGGGCUGCAAUAGAGUCGCAAGGAUGCCAAGCGGAUAUACAAUGUCCAGUGGACGGUCAUUGGUCGGACUGGUCCCCAUGGCGCCAGUGUAGCGCCACCUGUGGCGGUGGUAAACAAAUUCGGUCAAGAAGUUGCUCCGAUCCAGUGCCCCAGUUUGGAGGAAAACCUUGCGACGACGCCCAACAUUUUAUCGAAAUGCGCGUCUGCAACACGCUUAGUUGCCCCGUUGAUGGUCAUUGGGCCGUUUGGUCGCCAUGGUUACCGUGUAGCGUGACCUGUGGUAGGGGCAACCAGAUCAGGACAAGAAACUGCUCCAACCCAACGCCCCAGUUUGGAGGAAAACCGUGUGACGACGCCUUGCACUUCUCGGAGUCACGCGACUGCAACACGCAUUCAUGCACAAUGGAUGGUCAUUGGUCCCUCUGGUCGCACUGGCAAACUUGUAGCGUUACGUGCGGACUCGGUUCGAGGAUUCGUAUCCGAACAUGUUCGAACCCGACACCACUAAAUGGCGGUCAUCCUUGCGAUAACCCACUAACGUACAGAGAAACGGAACCAUGUACAAUGGAGAACUGUUCACUAUCAACAUCACCGGCUACUUACACGGUUAUGACGCCAUCAAGUUCGUGCCACGACAAGCCAUUUUGUGCAGACGAAUAUCUACCUCCGAAUAUUUGUGCAGACAACAGAAUCGCCUUCGGUGACUGUCCAGUAAAAUGCGGAAAAUGUGGCAUGACAACGCCACGUCCGGUUUGUGAGGACAACCCGGCCGGAAAUUGCAAUGACACGCUAUACCUCCAGUACGCAUGCGCACAAACUGACCUUUCGGUACUCUGUUCCAAAUCUUGUCAUUUGUGUAAAUAAAACGAAACCAAGCAUUA
Messenger RNA from Dreissena polymorpha, 1691 nucleotides. Its product is annotated as coadhesin-like. The record is from RefSeq and is a predicted model, not a curated record. The transcript has 12 exons. Bases 202 to 1674 code for a protein of 490 amino acids. NCBI's taxonomy places the organism in Eukaryota, Metazoa, Mollusca, Bivalvia, Myida, Dreissenidae.